This is a messenger RNA of Notechis scutatus (mainland tiger snake), 2781 nucleotides long. It is a transcript of the gene WRNIP1, whose product is annotated as WRN helicase interacting protein 1. Gene Ontology annotation, molecular function: ATP binding; ATP hydrolysis activity; DNA binding. Gene Ontology annotation, biological process: DNA repair; DNA synthesis involved in DNA repair; DNA-templated DNA replication. Gene Ontology annotation, cellular component: nucleus. The record is from RefSeq and is a predicted model, not a curated record. Lineage: Eukaryota; Metazoa; Chordata; Lepidosauria; Squamata; Elapidae.
CUUUGCUGUAUUUCCUUCUUGAGCAUGUUGUGGUUACUGGGGAGCCCGGAGGCAAACUUUUCCUUGAUGCCUCCUCUGGGUUUCUUUUUAUCGGCAAGGGUCUAGAAGGGCUUGAUCAAAGGACAAGAGGAAGAAGCCACCGAUUAGUGUCGAUUGAAGAAGCCCCACUGUCCUGCCCUCCUCGUGCCGGGAAAUGGAAGGAGGUAUUACGCAGGAAGAGCCGCUGGUCAACUGCCCGGUUUGCCUGGUGGAACUUCCCUCUGCGCGCAUCAACUCACACCUGGAUACCUGUUUGCAGCUGCAGGACGAAGGGGAAAACUCGUUCACCGGAGUGGUCGGAAGCAGGAGCAGCAGCGCCCCAAAACCCACAGCAGGAACGGGGCUGCCCCCUCUGACCCAGCAGCCCUGCUCUAAGAAAAUGCGGCUCUCCCAAUCUCCGGAGCGGAGAAACCAAGAAGAGGAGCCGAGGAAUGACCUCGGUUCUUCCCCGGUGUUUUCUCUUUUUCACAGAGGCAGAAAUCUAGGAGGAGCCCAAGCGGGGGUAUCCCGGGGCGCUGUUACCUCUCCAAAUCCGGGAAAGGGGGAAGAGCGGUGGGGGGAGAAUCCCGAGCGAGCACCAGAUGCUUUGGAACCGCUGUUGAAGGGAGAGAGUCUGGCCCAAAAACUGGAAGGGAAGCCUCUGGCCGAUAAGCUGCGGCCGACCCAUCUGGGAGAUUAUGUGGGUCAGAACCAGGUGUUGGGGAAAGAGACCCUCUUGCGGUCCUUGCUGGAGGCUCACGAAAUCCCCUCACUCAUUCUUUGGGGACCUCCAGGCUGUGGAAAGACGAGCUUGGCACAUAUCAUAGCCAGCAGCAGUAAGAAGAACGGAACACGGUUUGUGACACUGUCAGCCACAAGUGCCAAAACCAGUGAUGUCCGAGAUGUAAUUUCUCAAGCCCAAAAUGAAAAGAGACUCUGCAAGAGGAAGACUAUCCUAUUUAUAGAUGAGAUACACCGUUUCAAUAAGUCCCAACAGGACACUUUUCUUCCUCACGUUGAGUGUGGAACCAUAACCCUGAUUGGGGCAACAACAGAAAAUCCUUCCUUCCAGGUCAAUUCAGCGCUGCUGAGUCGGUGCCGCGUUAUCGUUCUUGAGAAACUCUCCGUCGAAGCAGUGGAAGCUCUUCUGAUGCGAGCUAUCAAGUCCUUAGGGAUCCAGGUUCUGAGCCAAGAUGAGGAACUCACCAGCUCUAUGAAUGCCAACAACAGCAAGGACUCCGAGUUAUGUGUAUUGAUUGAAAGAAGAGCAAUAAACACUCUUGCCUAUCUUUGUGAUGGUGAUGCAAGGACUGGGUUAAAUGGGCUCCAGAUGGCUAUCCAGUCAAGAUUAACCAACCCCUCCCAUCAGAGUAACAGCCAUGAAUGUUCUGCUAAACAAGUGGUCAUCACAGAAGACCACGUGAAGGAAGGACUCCAGCGAUCCCACAUUUUGUAUGACCGAGCUGGUGAAGAGCAUUAUAACUGCAUCUCUGCACUUCAUAAAUCUAUGCGUGGCUCUGACGAAAAUGCUUCCCUUUACUGGCUGGCCCGAAUGCUUGAAGGGGGUGAGGAUCCAUUGUAUGUGGCAAGAAGGUUGGUACGAUUUGCAAGUGAGGAUAUAGGAUUGGCAGAUCCCUUGGCCUUACCUCAAGCUGUGGCUGCUUAUCAAGGUUGCCACUUUAUUGGAAUGCCGGAGUGUGAGGUCUUACUGGCGCAGUGUGUGGUCUAUUUCGCCAGAGCACCGAAGUCUAUUGAAGUGUACAGCGCUUACAGUAAUGUGAAAACGUGCCUAAGAGACCACCAAGGACCUCUUCCGCCUGUCCCUUUACAUUUGCGGAAUGCACCCACCAAGCUCAUGAAAAAUUUAGGUUAUGGUAAAGAUUACAAAUAUAAUCCUAGGUACAAGAAUCCUGUAGAACAAGAAUACCUGCCUGAAGAGUUGAAAGGGAUUGAUUUUUUCACACGAAGCAAAAUUGGAUAGAAAACUCUAUUGUCCCACGCGAUUCAUAUUAAUCCCAUAAUAUUUUUUCUUAAAAGUUCAUUUCAGUUUUAAGAAAAAUAUUUUUCCAGGCUAGCCAUAUUAAACUGGCAGCCUUAAACUGGGAUGCCUACCUUUUUGUAUUAAAUAAUAUGUAUGUUAAUUAAAUCAUCUUUGAUACACAUGAAACGAUUUUGGGGGCAUUUUAUUGCUCCAAUCCAAGGCAAAAAGCUGCUCAGCAGAUAUAGAUAUAUGCAUUAAUGUAUAAUGUAACAUUAAAGUUCUUGAAAGAAACUACACUUUUCUACACUAAUUGUGUAAGAGGAAAAUAUGUGUUGUUUAAGGAGCUGCUCCUUUUCCACUUGAAGUCCAAAUAGCUGCACAUUCCUGAACCAUUUUGUACUACUAAAAAUAUUUUAUUGCAAGUUUUAUGCAAAAUGUAAGAACUGUUUGAUAACCUUGGAUAAAAUACAUACGAUAUAGGUAAAAGGACAACUAAAAUCACUUGAUUUAAUCAAGGAUAUAAAGGGCAUUAUGUCAAAAAUUUAAAAAUGAAAAUUGCCCAGCUUAGCUAAUAUUAGGCUUUUUCAAUGGGACUGAUAUAAGCACGGAUAUAUAUUUAAUACAAUCCAUACAACUUAGAAAGGCCUAAUUUUACUUGUGUCUUUGUUUGGAACUGAAUUUAUGCCAGACUGCAAAGAAAUACUGCAUUUGCACCUUAAGCUGAAAAAAAAAUCCUUAUAACUGAAAUGUACCUUGAGAAAUUUUGAAACUCUGAAAAUAAA